Physella acuta is the source of this 2323-nucleotide messenger RNA. RefSeq names its product sodium-dependent glucose transporter 1B. Gene Ontology annotation, molecular function: D-glucose transmembrane transporter activity. Lineage: Eukaryota; Metazoa; Mollusca; Gastropoda; Physidae. The record is from RefSeq and is a predicted model, not a curated record.
AUGGUACAACAAACUUUGGUACACACUCAUGCUUUUGCACACUUUAGGCUUACUUCUAUAUCCAAUUAGGUAGGCUAGGCCUGCACACUGUAGACUUACAUACACCCUAGUUCCAAGUUUAAUAGUUUAUGCUAUUGUAAUUUUCAUUGAAAUAAAUGUUUGUUCAAAUUUUAAGGAUGUGGUCUUAUAAAUUAAAUUAACUACGAUGAAUUGAACUAGGCUUAGAGUUUAGAUGAAUGAAUAGUAAAAUAAAAUAGUGUAGCCUAUAAUUUAAAGAAUAUGCCAACCGACUGACUAAUAUAAUAAGGAUGGAAGAAAAUAUACACAGUGAAGGAUCACCUAGUAGUAAAUCUUGUAGCACACAGCUUGCUCCCGGUGUUCUAUCGCGACUACAAAACGACAAAGCCUACAGAUGGAGGGUUACACAAUCUUUCCUGUUCUCCUUAUCCAGUUUCACGUUGGGCAUCAUAAUUGGUCAGCAAGGGCCAUCAUUUUUAGACCUGCAGAUUAUCACAGGGACUGAUGUUGAGACUGCCUCUUCAUUUUUUACUGCUGCAUCAUUUGGUUACAUGGUUGGAUCUUUCAUCAGUGGCUUUGUACAUGGCAAGGUUAGAAACAAUGUCGUCAUGGUCAUUGUCAAUGCAGGAGCUGGAAUCAUGGCUAUCAUUACCCCUCAUUGUUCACCUUUUGUUCUCAUGCUAAUGAGCAGAUUUUCUACUAACAUGUUCUGUGGAGGUAUAGAUACCUUUGUGAAUGCUGAGCAUAUACGUAUUUGGGGAAGUGAUGGUCAACCACUUCUACAAUUUAUACAUUUUACCUUUGCUUUAGGAGGGGUUCUCACACCAUUGUUUACAGAGCCCUUCCUAGCAGAGAAAGAAACAGGGAACAGUACCAGUAGAACAGAUGGUGAACCUACAAUUUUUAUGAACUCAACAAGUCAGUGGAAGCAAGAAAAUACAUCCAACAUGACAUGGUUAGCUACCAAUGGUACCAUGUUGGUAAAAGCAAGAACUACAAAUGUUUAUUAUGCAUUUCUUAUAGCUGGCAUUAUUGCUAUACUAACUUCUUUUCCUUUUAUAUAUCUAAGUAUUGUAGAAAAACAAACAGAGCAUAAAUCUGAAGAGAAAUACACACAAAAAGUUCACAGUAGAAAACUACCUCGACAUUUAAAUAUAUUUGUUAUCUUAGUAUUAUGUUUCUUCUAUUUAGUCUAUUGCUGUGUCGAGGAUACAUUUGCAUCAUUCCUCAUGACUUUUGUUGUUACUGAGUAUGAUGAAGUUUCUAAGUCAAAAGGUGCUUACAUAACUACUUUCUAUUGGGCUUCAUUUGCAGUUGGCAGAUUUCUUAGCAUUUUUGUGUCUAAAUAUGUUAUAGCUGUGAAAUUAAUUAGUUUAUAUACAAUUUUAAUGGUCAUAGCUUAUUCAGGGUUCACAAUAAGUGCUUUAUUUUCUCAAAUUGAUGCAAUCACAGUUUUUGCUGGCAUGGCUGGUAUUUCCAUGUCUGCUGUUUUCCCUGCUGGUUUUAGUUGGACAGAAUCAGAACUGCUUAAAGUCACUGGUUGGGUUUCUUCUUUCAUCCUUAUUGCUAGUUCAAUCGGCAUGAUGAUCAACCCACUUAUCAUUGGUUAUCUUAUGGAAGAAGUUUCCAACAUGUGGUUCUGUUAUGUUUUGUUAAGCCAAACUUUGUUGCUGUGUUGUAUUUUUCUAUUUCUCCUGUUAUUUAACAGAUGUUAUCUCAACAAAGUUUAUGGAAAAGUUGGAGAUAGUAAAAAUGUAGAGAAAGUCGUGGAGACACCACUUGAAGAAACAGAAAAAUUUCUAGAGAAUGACUUAAAAACAUCAGAAAUUCUUCAAAAUAUUGAUUCAAGUUCAUGAAAAUAAAUUAUGUUGUUACUUUGUUGUAAAAUAAUAGUUUAAAUUUCAUUCUAAUAUUUUGUUAUCUGAAUGAAGUGUAUGCACAAGGCAGAAUAAUGUGAUAUUUUAUAUUGAAUUGGAAACCACAAUUUUGGAUAGUGUAUUUAAAAAAAAUAGACUUAUGUUUUAAUAAGUUACCACAAAGACAUUGUUAAAUUGAUUACUUAUUUGAUGAAUAAUAUGGAUGCUAGAGUUUAGUGAUAUCUGUAUUUUUUAAUAUUAUGAUGAGCAUCUACAUACAUUAUGCUGGGUAGACACAAUUUUGUGAUACUGAAUUAAAAAAACAAUUGACUUCGGUUUUAAUAAGUUACCUCAAAAUCUUGUUUGUUAAAUUGAUUACUUAUGUGAUGAUAAAAAAUGAUAAUGUUAGUGUAUUGUGCUUUCCUAAGUACGUUUUUAUUUUAUUUGUA